UAUUGUUCUUCACGUACAUAUUCAAAGAACUUCACCAGAAAAAAAUAAAGUAAUUAAAUAAUGGCACUAUUAAGUGUCGAACACUUGGCUGUCUUAUUUGGCCUUUUGGGCAAUCUUGUAUCAUUUCUGGUAUUUUUGGCACCAAUGCCAACAUUUUACACAAUCUGGAAGAAGAAAUCCUCAGAAGGGUUUCAGUCGAUACCUUAUUCCGUGGCGUUCCUUAGUGCUUCUUUGCUACUGUACUACGCUUUUCUUAAGACCAACGCCUAUAUGAUCGUUAGCAUCAAUGGGAUUGGAUGUGUGAUCGAAAUGAUUUACCUCUUAAUAUACAUCACAUAUGCACCUAAGAAGGCUAGGAUGUUCACAAUAAAAUUGGUAGUCCUAUUCAAUUUUGGAGGAAUGGGAUUGGUGAUGUUAGUCUCCUUACUAGCUUAUAAGGGUUCCAAGAGGGUGUCGUUGGUGGGAUGGGCGUGUGCCAUCUUCAACCUUGCUGUAUUUGCUGCUCCUUUAAGUAUCAUGAGACGAGUUAUUCGAACUAAAAGUGUGGAGUUCAUGCCAUUCACCUUAUCCUUCUUCCUCACACUUUGUGCCACAAUGUGGUUCUUCUAUGGUUUUUUCGUCAAAGACUACUACAUCGCUUUGCCAAAUGUUUUGGGAUUUUUAUUCGGAAUUGCUCAAAUGAUCUUGUACUUCAUCUACAAGAAUGCAAAGAAGGAGGUUGAGAGCAAGAAUGUGGAGCUUGAGACAAGCAAGGAUGUUGAGCUUGAGACAAGCAAGGAUGUUGAGAAGAAUUUGGAGCUCAAGGAUCAGGCUGUAGCUGUAGGGGAUAUCCAAAAUGUGAAGAAAUAAAUUAAUUGGAAGAUGGAUAUGGAUAUGGAUGCCCUGUGGAAUAAUACCAAAGUCCCAACUUGAUCAUAUACAUCGUAUAGAUCGAAUUAGCUUAAAGGGAUCAUCUUCCUUUUCAUCAUCUCCCUACUAAAUAAAGCUUCCUAUCUUGUAAUCAAGUUUCCUAAAAAUUUGCAAACUAUUGUAUGAAAGUUGCAAUCAAAGUUCCAAAGAUGGUGAUGUUGCAUCCUAAUUAAGGAGUUUGGUACCAAUUAGGCCUAACUCAUGACAUGCAUACAAAAUAAUGAGAUUAAACAAAAACUUGUAUUAUAUA
Sesamum indicum (sesame) is the source of this 1159-nucleotide messenger RNA. RefSeq names its product bidirectional sugar transporter NEC1. Gene Ontology annotation, biological process: carbohydrate transport. Gene Ontology annotation, cellular component: membrane. The record is from RefSeq and is a predicted model, not a curated record. Gene Ontology annotation, molecular function: sugar transmembrane transporter activity. Lineage: Eukaryota; Viridiplantae; Streptophyta; Magnoliopsida; Lamiales; Pedaliaceae.